Molecule: messenger RNA, 2070 nt
Organism: Ogataea philodendri
Lineage: Eukaryota; Fungi; Ascomycota; Pichiomycetes; Pichiales; Pichiaceae
Exons: 1
Coding region: 1-2070 (689 amino acids)
Molecular function (GO): RNA binding
Source: RefSeq, a predicted model, not a curated record
AUGGAAAGCAUUGAAGAAGGAGGUAUCCAAUUCUUCAAAGGAUCCGAGAUCGAAAAAGACUCAGAACUCCAACCGAUGGCUGAAAACAAUCUAUUGAGAACAGAAAAUCUACACUUCCACAGCGAAAGUGGCAGUGAUCAGUCAUCUGACUAUUCAGAAGCAGCGUCCUCUUGUGGUGAGGGCGAUGACUCCGAUCACGAAUGCAAGGACCCCAACCUGGAGGCGAAGGGCGAAAUCCCAACUGAUCUAUCAGCCAGUAAACACGCGAAUAGCAGUGUUUCCUACGAAGAUGACAGCUUUAGCAAGGAAACAGAGAGCCCUUCUGCCGAACGGGGCAGACCUUCUGCAUGUGUCUUCGUUGCUAGUUUGUCAUCUAACCUGUCGGAUGACAUCCUUUGCCAAUCAGUUAACACUCACUUCAAGCAGUGGGGUGUUAUUUCGCUGGUCAAAGUCCUGAGGGACCCUGCAAAUAGACCUUACGCAUUUGUUCAGUACACCAAAGAAGAAGACGCCAAACGAGCAAUUGCCGAAGGCCAACACUCUUUGCUCAAUGGUAGAACCAUCAGAUGCGAAAAGGCCAGAGUCAACCGUACUCUGUAUGUUGAAACCACAAACAAAGCCCUUGUUGAAUCUUCCAUCAGAUCAUUUUUGGAAAAAUACGGGGAAAUUGAAAAGUUGGUUUCCGUGGAUGAAAAAUCCAAUCUUGUUGAUAUCCACUCGGGAGCACAUUCGUACUGGUUUUGCAAAUUUGUCUACCGUCAAGAUGCAAUAAGCGCAUACGCGAACCUGAAAGUCAAGCCAUUUUGGAAUGUUGAAUGGGCACAGAACUUGGAAGACGAGGGCAAUGAUACCCCUGAAGUGACCAUUGAUAAAUAUUCCAUUUUUGUGGGUCAAUUAGACCCCCGCAUCAACCGUGAAGAGCUGAUCGAGAGAUUUGAGCAACACGGAAAGAUCAAGGAGGCAAUCUUGGUCAACAGGCCAUUGAACAAUUUUGCCUUUGUCAAGUUUGAAACCAGAAAGGCUGCAGCAUCUGCUGUGGAGAGAGAGAACCACUCCAUGUUCAAGUUCAAAACGAUUCACGUCCAAUACAGAGAGAUGUACAACAACUAUAAGAACAAGUUCUCCACCGAAAACGGUCCGAAGCUGAACCUUGCUCCACCUCCAGUGAGUUUCAGAAGAAGACACUCUUAUAGCAGCAACAGUGGAUCUAAUGGCGGAUCUGGGAAUAAGAUGAAGAAAACCCCUAAUUUUUUCCGCACCAGACUUGGUAGCUUCAACGGCUUCACAGAGCAGCAUGAGAUGCAGCAACCAUUUUCCAACUUUAAAAAGGCAAAUGUUUCUAAUCCUCCUCCAAUGAGGCGUUUCUCAUUUGGGGGUCAAGUUUCUCCUACCGGAUCUUCAAGUAAACCAUUCAAGAGUAACUUUGAAUUUGCCAAUCCGGGGGCUCCAGCGAAGGUUUCUGUUGAAAGCGUCAAGGGUGGGGCUAAGCUAUCAGUGUCGCGGGUCGACGAGCCGGAAAUGAUGGCUAGCGACGAGGAAGCCUUAUCCCAUGACGGAGCCGGAAGAAUGGACGAGAACGACGAUGCUACUUUUGGUCGCAACACAAAUACUGCAUACUCUUCUACGACCAAUGGGGCACCGAAGACAACUUACUCCUACACAUCUGUCGAUGUUGAUGAGUACUCUCCAAAAUUCUCUGCUGGCCACCCGUUAGCUGACACGAGAAUGGCACCACCUAUGGGCGGUGCUGGUGCUCCGAACUACUACCAAUCGCCUGGUCCCUACUAUUACCUUGUUCCAACCAAAGAGAUGGGUAGCUACAUGGGCAACCCUAUGUCUCCUGCGGUCCAUAAUCCUGCUAUGGUUGGAGUUUCUGGUAACAAUGGAGGGGUCCAAGGAGUUGGAGCACCGCCUGCAACCGGAUACUACUACACCUAUGCGCCUUACGAUCCCAACUCGAACCCAUCGCUGUAUCCGUGUUACAUGUAUUAUAAUCCGAACCCAAUCCCCGGCACUCCCACCGAGCAAAAUAGUGGGUACGCAGGCGACUCUUACGAGCAGAACUUCUAA